Messenger RNA from Aureobasidium subglaciale EXF-2481, 2160 nucleotides. RefSeq lists its product as uncharacterized. The coding region runs from base 153 to 2015 and encodes 620 amino acids. Gene Ontology annotation, cellular component: anaphase-promoting complex. The record is from RefSeq and is a predicted model, not a curated record. The transcript is spliced from 3 exons. Gene Ontology annotation, molecular function: protein binding; ubiquitin ligase activator activity; anaphase-promoting complex binding. NCBI's taxonomy places the organism in Eukaryota, Fungi, Ascomycota, Dothideomycetes, Dothideales, Saccotheciaceae. Gene Ontology annotation, biological process: positive regulation of ubiquitin protein ligase activity; positive regulation of anaphase-promoting complex-dependent catabolic process; anaphase-promoting complex-dependent catabolic process.
CAGGAUCAUGGCUCGACGUACGGGCUUCAAAGAAGCCACUAUCACGCUACCAAUGGGUUUGCCCAGUGUCUCCCAUACCCAUCAAGCCAGCUGCAGUACCGAACGUAUGCCGCUUGAUUGACUCAAUCAAUCUGGACGGUUGCGAUGAUGCCAUGGACAUUGAUGAGAACGAAUCUCGUGCAGACACCGACGUGGACAUGGACAUCGACACAGACGACGAGCCAGAACCUAUGGAAGGCGUCGAAUACUCCGAGCACAUCGCUUCGAGAGCAUCAAUUAACUUUUUGUCUCGCCGUCCAUCUGCCCUCAGAAAUCAGAACUGUUCCAGGCUCAGGCCGUCGAGAACACCGGACCGCUUCGUACUCGAUAGAGGUCCCGAUGUGCAACCGCGAGAAAGAUUCAUGUUAUCCAGUCCGCCUCACGAGCUGACUGCCUAUGAGAGGUGGGAUCGUCGACAAUCUCAUAUUCAAGACUAUUUUGGCUGGAGAACCAAGAUACGCCGAGGCCCAGAGCUCACAAAGCCUCCGGCCACUUCUCGACCUUUCAGGACUCCGGGCUUGUUCAUGAGCAGCCGUGUCAAUCCUUUCGGCCCUGUCACUCUUGAAGGCCCUCGAGAGUUUAGUCAAGGUGCCGUAUGGAACGUGGGAGGCUCAUCUCCAGCCAGUCCUGAUGACGGUGUUCGAAGCACAAGCGAUGGUCGUGGUGGUCAAAUUACCAGUGGGACAAAUGCACCCAUGUUUCGUUCUGAUUUUCUCAAGAGUGUCCAUGAUGAGUCCGACCAUAUACAAAUACAUGGAAAGCGCUUGAGCGCAGCUAUGGAUCUCGACCAAGCCAGUAGGGUUCUGUACCAUGGCCAUGGUCUGCCCACUCCUGUGAGCUCACCUGACUCUGAUGCUGGUGGCGCUUUCAGCCCUAUCCUGUGGCGCGACACCGAGUGGACAAAACCCGGCUCCCCUUCACUGCAACGUACACGAUCCAGAAUCAAGAAGACAGUCCCAACCACUCCGUUCAGAGUCCUGGAUGCUCCGGCUCUUCGUGAUGAUUACUACUGUUCCCUAUUGGCGUAUUCGGACACAGCACAAUGUUUAGCAGUGGGCCUUGGAGCACAAAUAUACACAUGGUCCGAAACUCGAGGAGUCGAUAGUCCAGAGAGUCUGGGACCACCGGCAUCUGGACAUGUCACUUCACUCUCUUUUUCUUCAACGGAAGGUGGAAGAUCCAUCCUUGCCGUUGGAAGAUCUAAUGGAUGCCUCACGCUCUGGUCUUCAUCAGAGUUGGUCCCAAGGUUCAACCAUACUCAUCGAUCCUCGAUCUCAUGUGUCUGUUUCAGCCCUCGAACUUUCCGCAGAGCUUCUAUCUACCAUGCUGGAGCCAAGGUGCAGGUGGAGUAUCUUCUGGUCGGUGACGAAGCUGGACAUGUUUUCUUGUACUCGGUGGAGUGGCCAGACAAGAUCGAUGUGGACAUAUUUUCUUGGCCUGGCAGAAUGAUUGUGCUUGCUCGCUUUGAUCUUCACACACAGCAGAUCUGUGGUUUGGCUUGGAGUCCAGACGGUCAAUUCUUUGCUUCAGGCGGCAAUAACAAUGCGCUGUUCGUCUUUGAGACGCGACGAAUCCUGCAACCAGACGAUACGGUCGCACAACCCUUGAUCAUGGUUGCCAACGACUUUGUCUACUACUGGCCUUCGAGUCAAGAGGAAGCGUUUCGGAUCUUGCCAGGUCGAGAAACCCAUCGUUACAUGCUGAACGCAGCAGUCAAAGCAUUGGCAUUCUGUCCGUGGCAACCAUCUCUGUUGGCAGCAGGCGGAGGUAGCAAUGAUCGCUGCAUUCACUUCUACCACACUACGUCUGGAGCGAAGCUUGCAACCAUCGAUUGUUCGUCCCAGGUGACCAGUUUGGUCUGGAGCAAGACACGUCGUGAGAUUGCUGCCACGUUUGGUUUCACACAACCCGAUCAUCCUAUCCGUGUUGCCGUCUUCUCAUGGCCAGCAUGUGAAUGCAUCGUCCGCGUUCCUUAGUGCGGCGAGGAUCGCGCUCUUUGGGCCAUCGGAUACCCUGGUGGUCCUGACAGCUCUAGUGCUGGUCGUGAACCUGGCAAAUCAUCAGCAAGGGAAGGCACGCCAUGGUAUGCGAGAAGAACACGAGCGGAAGGUUGUCUGGUCG